AUGCGUGAUGACUUUGUCCCAAAAUACGAACGCAAUUCCAACCCAGACAAGUUCAGUACGUACCGCAAACUAUGCGAAAGUCGAGUACGUCGCUUGGAACGCUACAAAAAGUCGAAGUCGUUCUGUUCCAUGGACAAUAUCUCUACAAAUUCAGAAGCCAAAACAACCAUGAAUCAGAGUUCAGAAGCCUUAAAUGGUGAUUCUGAAUCGAGAAAUUCAGAUUCAGAGGCCCGAAAGUCAGAAACUGAAAGCAGAGGGUCUGAUUCAGAAGCCAGAAAUCGAGAAUCCACACAUUCAGAUUCAGAAGAGCCAGUUGCGUCAUCGUCAGCCGAAGCCGCUCCACCAUCUGCUGAAAACUGCAACGCGUUUCAGAUGCUGAAACAGAAGAUGGUGAGUUGAUUAAUCACUCGGUUUGAUUAACGACCUUGUUUUGACGACUGCUUUUGGGCUAAAGAGUGCUUUUGGUUCAAGAGGAAUUGGGUUGUAAAACAAAUAAUUGAAGUUUAAAGUCCAGAAGGUCUAAAGAGCAUUUUAUAGACUGUCAUAACAGUAGUUCUGGUGAAAAACAAAGAAAUUUUACUAAAAAAAAACCUUUUUAACGUUAUCUUGCAAAAAAAAUUAAAUUAGGACCGUAUUUUAAAAUCAAAAUCGUAUUUUAGAAUAGUUUUAAAGCUUUUUUUCUUUUAAAAUUGUCGAAAAAUCGAGAAAAAACGAGCAAAAAAUCUUCUUCCGUUGCCGGGAAUCGAACCCGGGCCUUGCGGGUGAGAGCCGCAAAUCCUAACCACUAGACCACAACGGAACAUGUUUUAGAUAUUUUUCAUUCACCUCAAGAGCUUCUUUUAAUAUUGUUUUGGGCUCCAUAACAUUGGUUUACAGCGGCAAAAAUUAUUUUCUUCGACAUAUGGUCAAUUUUUAUUUUUCAGACCUUUUUCUCAAUGUUAACAUAAAUAUUUUGCAAAAAAAACAAAACUUCAAAGAAAUAAUGUUCCAUUACUUUCCCAACGUCUAACUUUCCCUCGUUUCAGAUCUCCUUAAUCGAAAACGACAUUCAGUUGUUCGAAAAGCUCCUGACCCUCGGCGACACGAUCCAAGACCUUCGCGAAAAGCAGGGGAUUCAGAAUCGCUCGUCCAGCGAGACGUCGCUGUCCUCGAACGCCGAAGAAGACGACGAAUGGCGACCGAUGGUGUCGCAGCCGUUCAGCGCGUCAAUGUCGGCGAUCACACGCCUGUACGUGGAGGACGACGACGAUGUGGACAAUCUGAAGCCGAACGUUCAGUAUUUCUCGCGGAAGAACUCGAUUCUCCGGAUUCCGAUCCCGCCCAGAGCCAGCAAUCGAUACCUGGGCCGACGAUUGAUCAACCGCGACAAAGUCGGGGACAAGAAGAUGCCGCUGGUCGAUGAGAGACUGGAUAAGGGAAUGGAGAGACUUGAUAAGACAAUUGAGAGUCAAGCAGAGAGAAAUGGCAUCGAAGAUCGACCGGUAAACAAGACUUUCUUCGAAAAUGAAGCGAUCGGCAAAGGUUUGUUUGACGAAAAUCGACUGGUCGAUAAGAUUGAGCACCAUGACAAGAGUAUGACGUUAAAUAGUCAAAGCAGCGAUGUCAGCCACGACAGCGAGUUGAGUCAGAUCAGUCAGGACAGUGUGGGUACUACAAGGAAUGGCACUGGAAACACAUCGAGGAAUUCUGAUGCCAGUCUGGAUUCUGGAAUAGCGUCAGCUGCAAUUGAUGCUGUUUAA
Bursaphelenchus okinawaensis is the source of this 1739-nucleotide messenger RNA. The record is from the annotation of a GenBank genome assembly. Lineage: Eukaryota; Metazoa; Nematoda; Chromadorea; Rhabditida; Aphelenchoididae.